ACGACCGCCGUCAUAUAGCUGGAAUAUUACUGAGUGCGGCGUUAAACAACAAACCAACCAAUCUUUAUUUUUCUACAUAUACAAACAGCGUUAUGUGGCCUGUCAGUUUGUGUUCAAUGCAAAAACAUUUAUGUUUUUAUACUUGUUAGCAAUAGGUAAUCACCAUGAUUAACUUGGGACAUAAUCCUGACGAGAACAUGUGUUUUAUGGCAUAAACAGUGUGCCGUACAUACCCUAAGCUAUACACUUUGACACUGUCGGGAUAUCAACGGCAGCUCGGUUUCCGAGAGAGGAGCUAAAUGUCACAAAGUGAAACGUGAGCCAUGGCGGCAUUUUACAAGUGUGUAGCUGUUUGCGUGUUGCUGGCGAAAACCGCACCUGCCAUAAACGUAAACGUCGAGUGUAAAUGUGAACAACUUUCUAGACUUUUCUCAAUGAACCUAUUUAUCAACACGACACAGUUGAUGUUCCUUAGUAACGACAUGGUCGAUGUUCAAGUUAACAGUGGAAUUGUUUCCAGUCCUUUUGGAAAUAUAACAGAUGAAGUUGGAAUUCUCAAAGCAAGCCUUAACAUCAAAUGCAGCGAUGUCCAACAUAUUCGAUGUAAAUCAUUUGGAAUGGUAUACAACCCAACAUCCUACAGUAAUUUGACAAUCACGCCGCAACUGGAAUUUAAUGUUGCUACAAGCAAUCUUUCAAUCACCCAGACGCCCGUGAAGGAGACAUACGGCGUUGGUGAUGUCGUGCUGUUCACAUGUUCUGCGCUGUUUGGAGUUAACAGAACUAGACUGCAAUGGGUGAUCAGUCACUCAGAUAUCACAGGCUUCCAACCCGUUCCUGGUGACAGCCCUCAAGCAAGUACUGUGACUCUAUCAGAGUGUUCCUACCAUGCUGUCAGUAAAUAUGUUCACGUGCUCACAGAACAUGGGGACAUAACUCUGAAGUGUAUCGCUGAAAACGAUAGGUCAAGGUCAACUUCUCUCACAAUCAGAACUGGCAGGGAUAAUCACAGUACCCAUCUGUUUCUAUCGAGCAUGUUAGUGUACGUGCAUUUCAUCAUGUUGCCAUGUGUAUUUGCUCUGUUUGGAGACAAAGUAACGUUCCGAAAACCAGAGCGAUUGUGUAUGCGCAGAUUUCGUACGGCUAUGUCAUUCCUUGUGGGCCUCACGUUCUUCAUAUGGUGGAUCAUAAUACUAAGAGACCAUCUUCUCAGAUCAUUAGGUUAUUUCAUGUAUGCUGUGAUCGAAUUUGUCUUCGUACUGGGCUACACCCUCACGAGGUUCAUUGCAAACUUGUCCAGGCGCUUCGAAAAAAAACGUCAGAGAUAUUUGUACAAUAUCAGAGUAGCCACUUCCUAUGGGGCGACAAUGACGCCCUCUAUAUGCUGGAUUAUGAUCAGGUGUUAUGGAGGCACUAGCAUCAUAGGACUUGAGGCCUUUUUCUGGUUGGUGACGAUCGGAUGCUUUACUGGAUUCGUCUGCGUCUCAAAGAGCCGAGAAGGAAAGUAUUGGGAAGUACCGGAAAAAUGUUAUUGACGUGCAUGAAGUUGUUCUUGCGAGUUGCCAUAACACAUGAACACAUCCGACUGAUCAUUUAUGAAAGGAGUGCAUUUAGAUAUUCUCACGGACUUUAAUAAAAGGAGCUACUUGUGAAUGACAUGUGAAGUACCUGAA
Messenger RNA from Haliotis rufescens (red abalone), 1673 nucleotides. RefSeq lists its product as uncharacterized. Bases 324 to 1535 code for a protein of 403 amino acids. The record is from RefSeq and is a predicted model, not a curated record. The transcript has 9 exons. Lineage: Eukaryota; Metazoa; Mollusca; Gastropoda; Lepetellida; Haliotidae.